AUGACUCGAGUCUGGGAACGAUCCUUUCAAAAGUGUCGGCUAGCUCAGAAGUACUCCGAUCUCCUUCCGCAAGGAUUGCAAAACGAGCAUUUGUGCUUUCAGAAUCAGCCUUUUCUUGUCCCUGGCUCGUGUAACGCAAUGUCAGGCAGCACAAUCGAACAAGAAUACGGCGACGAAAAGAUUUAUAUUCAUGGAAUCAAUUUAUUUGGCCGAGAUUGUGGUUACGGUGAGCCGGCUGUAGGUAUACGGCUCAUUGCACACAAAGCAUGGCUUGAAUCGGUACUCCUUCCACACUUAAAAAGCGAGUCACUUGUGUAUAUUGAUCCUGAUCUGGAACUUGGCGACGAGUGCGAGUAUGCCGAUGGGACGAAAGGCAUUUGCGUUGCUAAACAAAGCUGUCCAGCUAUUCACACACGACUGCAGUACAAACAACAGAUUUCUUUCUGCUCAAAUGCGACUGUUGUUUGUUGUUCUAACAAAGCUACCAAUCCUCGAAUGAUGGCAAUAGAAAACGAAUUCAACGAGUGUGAGGAGCGCUAUCGUCAUUUACGAACUGAUCAACAUAAUGAAAGAUCGCAUGCCGUUGAAGUAGGAUGGCAAGAUGAUCGCAACACAACGUAUGGAUGUUACGGAUACCUCAUCAGUACACGUGGUGUUGUAUCGUCGGCAUCCUGCUUGUUGAAAAGAGCUGAUCUACCGAACAUUGUACGCAUAGGAGGAUUCGAUUCUUUGGACAAUUCGCGUGUUAUUCCUAUUGAACGUGUGAUCAUCCAUCCCAACUACGAGAAGGCAAAACAACAGCACAAUAUAGCAAUAGUGAGACUGGAAACAGCAGUGGAUCCAACGGAAAACGCAUUUCCUACGUGUCUUUGGCAGAACAUUACUCAUUCGCCGAAAAACCAGAUAGUAAUGGAUUUAGCAUCUAGUUCCAUCGAUCUUCUUAAUCCUUUGUAUAAAAGUGACUGCGAAGCUCUUUUGAAUCGUACGUUCGAUGAGCAUUAUACCCUCUGCAUGAUAUCCGGACUUCGAAUGUUCAACGCCCUGCAGUAUCAUGAUGAUUUACAAAUGCACUUUGAACCAUUGGAUGUUAUCUCAAACAACUACCUGGAAGCUGGAAGUCCGAUCGUAUGGAGAAAUCGUUUGAAUGACGUAAAUUAUCUCGUACACAUGUACAGCCACGGUAGCUGCGAUCUCAACAUACCGUGCAUAGUGACCCGUAUUACCCCGUACAUCGAGUGGUUCAAGGAAGUACUGCAGUAAACUGCAGUUUGCAAAGUGGAACAAGUGCAAGUGCAGGAAGUGGAACAGAUGUACUGAUGAAUUAAUCAU
This is a messenger RNA of Anopheles coluzzii, 1329 nucleotides long. RefSeq lists its product as uncharacterized. Gene Ontology annotation, biological process: proteolysis. Lineage: Eukaryota; Metazoa; Arthropoda; Insecta; Diptera; Culicidae. Bases 1 to 1260 code for a protein of 419 amino acids. The record is from RefSeq and is a predicted model, not a curated record. The transcript is spliced from 3 exons. Gene Ontology annotation, molecular function: serine-type endopeptidase activity.